AUGCUCCGGCUGGGAGGAGACGGAGUCCGCGGGGAGGAGAGCGGCGCCGGCGGGGGAGGGCGGGGAGGAGAGAUGCUCUGGCUGGGAGGAGACGGAGUCCGCGGGGAGGACAGCGGCGCCGGCGGGGAGACGGAGUCCGCGGGGAGGACAGCGGUGCCGGCGGGGAUGAGGGCGGUGAGGAGAGCGGCGCCGGCGGGGAUGCGGGCGGUGAGGAGAGCGGCGCCGGCGGGGGUGGGCGGGGAGGAGACCGGCGGCGGGAACCCUAGCCGCCGCCUCCCAUGCGCGUACGAACGGAACAGAGAGGAGAGGGUUGGGGAAUCGGUGGGGGUGGGGGAGAGGGGAAAAAAGAGAAGGGCAUUUUUCGUAAUAACGGGGAAGAGGGGUGAGCGGGGAGAGCCAGAAGCUCGGGAAGCACCUCAGGAGGUGCUUCUGUGCUUCUAG
Molecule: messenger RNA, 441 nt
Organism: Brachypodium distachyon (stiff brome)
Lineage: Eukaryota; Viridiplantae; Streptophyta; Magnoliopsida; Poales; Poaceae
Product: PE-PGRS family protein PE_PGRS16-like
Exons: 1
Coding region: 1-441 (146 amino acids)
Source: RefSeq, a predicted model, not a curated record